This is a messenger RNA of Somion occarium, 710 nucleotides long. The record is from the annotation of a GenBank genome assembly. Lineage: Eukaryota; Fungi; Basidiomycota; Agaricomycetes; Polyporales; Cerrenaceae.
GGUGUCUAUAUGCCGCACAUUUCUUUGACAUUGCACUAAUAAAGGAUCCUCGCAACUUCAAUGCAGCCUAACAAGUAUCAGCCACCACGAUGUUCAGCACUGACAGACUUAUCCUGCGUCAAUUCGAGGAGUCUGACCUGGACGAUAUGCUCCGUAUGCGUAACCAAGCUGAAGUACGCAGGGUACUUUCCUAUGGCUAUCUUGUACCCUCUUCUCCAUCCUUCGAGCAAACUAUGCGUCAAUGGGUUGACAAUGCAUUAAUAUUCUUGAUCAUUACUCUGAGGGAGUCUGGCGAAUAUCUUGGGGAUUGCAGACUUGACAUGGAGACCUCUAAGAAUCGCAAUGGCAGACUCGCGAUUUCUCUACUGCAGGAACAUCAAGGGAAAGGUUAUGGUGAAGAAGCAUUACGGUUUCUCAUCGAUCACGCAUUCAAACAAUUGGCGUUGCAUCGUAUCUCAUUGGAGGUCUUCCAACCUAACGUGAAGGCAAUCAAGCUGUAUCGAAAGUUAGGGUUCGUAGAGGAAGGCAGGGUGCGCGAUGGACUUUGGAUGGACGGUGGUUGGCAGGACAUCAUUGCGAUGGGCAUCCUCGACAGGGAAUGGAAACAGCAAUAAUGGGUUGUCGAUAGCCUGGUAAUAUAUGUCGUCAUUACUCAGCCCUCUAUCAGGUACAUCAAACCGAAAAUAUGUCUCCCCGAGAAAGUUUUCCGC